Messenger RNA from Aspergillus caelatus, 785 nucleotides. Its product is annotated as YqaE/Pmp3 family membrane protein. The transcript has 3 exons. The record is from RefSeq and is a predicted model, not a curated record. The coding region runs from base 294 to 569 and encodes 91 amino acids. Gene Ontology annotation, cellular component: membrane. Lineage: Eukaryota; Fungi; Ascomycota; Eurotiomycetes; Eurotiales; Aspergillaceae.
CAAAAAUCCAGAAACUCAGCCCUAUCCGUUUGCUCUCUUCCAAAAGAGGAUCCUGCCCUGGUGUGACGUGACGUUGAUCUUCCCACCCAUUGCCAUAAUACAUAAGUAUAUAAUCAACAUGAAGCGCCUCAAUUCCCCCCAAGACGACAACGUCCCAAUCUACAUAUUCGGUCUCCUCUUCACCGUUCUCAUUCUCAGUUUCCUCGGCACGUAUCUUGACACCAGCAAAUCACGGCUCGUGAAGUCAACAUCCGAAACUCAGUAACGAUCAGACGCCAUUUGGGUCAAUCAAAAUGGCUGGAACCUGUUCGAUGCUUUGCCUGAUCCUCAUCACACUCUUCGUUCCUCCGCUUGGCGUUUUCCUCAUCUCUGGCUGCAGCGCUGAUUUCUUCAUUAAUAUUCUGCUGACGAUUCUUGGGUAUCUCCCUGGCCAUAUACACGCCUUCUAUCUUGAAUACGUAUAUUACCGUCAACGCGAUGGGGCUACAGGACGCGCACCUGGUGUAUACUCCGAGCGAAUCCAGCGUGGUGGUCACCAUGAAACAACCUAUGGCACCAUCCAUAAUUAGUCAGUUAAAGCUGCAGUUACGACUUACGAGGGAUGCGGUAUACUUGUUUUAUUAAGCCCAUACCUGAUAACUCCGGUCUAAUCAUUCGUUCGUUAUUGUUUGCGUAAAAAGCAGGCCCACUUUUCGGUUAUAUACCUAUGAUUGCGAGUGCUAUUCCUACAAUUGUACUUUGUCUUCUAUUAUUCGCAGUCUAAAUUGCAAUCCACCAUUUAGUCC